Molecule: messenger RNA, 1949 nt
Organism: Papaver somniferum (opium poppy)
Lineage: Eukaryota; Viridiplantae; Streptophyta; Magnoliopsida; Ranunculales; Papaveraceae
Product: peptidyl-prolyl cis-trans isomerase FKBP43-like
Exons: 10
Coding region: 171-1646 (491 amino acids)
Source: RefSeq, a predicted model, not a curated record
UACAGCUGUUCCCAAGCACGGCUUGCUUAAAACCCUUGCGUAUUCUGGCGCUCUUUCCAAUCACAAUAAGGGUUUAAGCGGGAGGGAGAGAAAGAGUCGGUCUCUACAGUUAGGGCUUUUCAUUAUAAGUCACAGGAGGCGAUUGCUGAACACAGCUUCAACAAAUAAUAAUGUCUUUUUGGGGUAUUGAAAUCAAACCUGGGAAACCCUUCGUUCUUUAUCGUCAUGAGACUCCAGGAAAGAUUCAAAUCACCCAGGCGACUUUGGGCACGGGAAUAUUAACAAAGAGAAGUGUUGUUCAAUGCAAUAUUUCUGGCAAAAGUCCAGUUUUGUUAUGCGCACUAUUGCCGGACAAGAUUGAAUCAUUAUCUUUGAAUCAUCAAUUUGACGAGGAAGAUGACGUGACUUUCUCAGUUCUUGGCUCCCGAAGUGUUCACCUUACAGGGUUCUAUUGUGAGAGUGGUAGAGGUCGACGCGUCGCCGAUGGUGAUUCUGAUUCGGAGUCAUAUGGGGUAGAUAUUGUUGAAACUGACAACGAGGCUGAUCAGUCUGCUGAUAGUGAAGAGGAAGAUGACUUAGAUGGCUUUAUUGUUGAUGAUGAUGAUGAUGAUAUUGAAAUGUCUCCACCAUCGAAAGGCCGUAAGAGUGCAGUUGUGGAAAUUGAGGAGACAGUUGAUGAUGAAAAACCUUCAAAUAAGAAAGGCAAGCGCAGACAUCUUAUAAAAAAGUAUCAAGUAAGUGACACAGAGGUCGAUGAGGUAGAGAUUGGUGUCAAGGAUAAUGCUCGUUGUGAGGUUUCUGGGAGUGAAGAUGAAGACAUUGUUCCUAUUUCUCAUUUAAUUAAGAACAAAUCCUCCACUGAGAGCAAAGGAGAAGCUAAUAGUAAUUCUGAGAUACAAUUAGCUAAGGUAAACAAGGAGGGGAAUGGUAGCAGUGAUCCUGACACAUUUGAUAUAUUGAAAGUCAGCGAAGCAGAACAGAUAUCUGAACUACCUAAAGAUUCCUCUACGACAUCUGCUGAUAUUGAUCAAGAAAACAAUGUAAAGGCAAAGAAGAGAAAGAAAAGAAGUCGUGGUGAAGAUGGGGAUACAAAGACUGAACAGGAUCAUGAUCGUGUCGAACUGAAGCCUAAGGAGGAGCAACCUAGUGCCAUUCCACCCAAAGAUUCAUCGGCUGACAUCGUGCUUGAGAGCGAUGUUAAAUCCAAGAAGAAAACUAGAAGGAAUCGUGGUGAAGAUGGUGCAAAAUCUAAAAACAUGGAUCAAGAUUGUGGAGGAGUCAAACCCGAGGAGGGGCAACCUAGUGAUAGGCUAGAGAGUGAUGUUACACCUAAGAAAAAACGUAGGAGGAAUCAUGGCGAAGAUGGAGCUGCAAAGACCAAAACCAUGGAUCUGGAUCUUGCUGGAGUCGAACCUGUAAAGGAGCAACUUACUGACAUGGUUUGUGGUGAGGAUGUUAAUGCAAAGAAUGAAAACAUGGACCAGGAUCCUGCUGAAAUCAAAACCAGGAAGAAUCGGGAAAACGACAAGAUUAUCAAUUCGGUUGGUCAUGUCAGUAAUCAAGAUAAUGGCGAGGUGAAGAAAAAGAAGAAGAAGAAAGCCCAAAAGAGUGCUGAGAAUGUAUGUGAUGAAGAAGAUAAGAAAUGAUGAGAAAGAGAACACAAACAAUGGUAUUUUGACAGAUUAGUACACCUAAGUAGGUGCUUUUGCUAUAAACGUCCUCCUACAGUAGUUUUUCAGAUAUACCCAUCGAAGAUUGGUGAAAGAUUACAAAAUUGAGUCAUUUUAUCGCUAUGUCAAAGGUGCAUUCUAUCAAUCUUCUGAGAUGUUCUCGCUUUCACAGUUGCAUUGACAUCAAAAACAUUGUCCAAAUUUUUUAAGCAAGAUCAAAGGAUUCUUUGGUUGGCUGUUGGGGCAGGAUCUUGGUCCCAAGUUCUUCUAUUUUUUUUU